Rotaria socialis is the source of this 2865-nucleotide messenger RNA. Lineage: Eukaryota; Metazoa; Rotifera; Eurotatoria; Philodinida; Philodinidae. The record is from the annotation of a GenBank genome assembly.
AUGGCAGCAAUACGUCCACAAUAUCCCGAUAAAAUGAAUAAUCCAAUAUUUCCUCCAAUGCCUCAUUCAGCAACAAAUGGUCUACCCCGCCCGAUAUUUCCACCUCAAUUCAAUCAGCCAACAAAUCCUCUAAUAUUACCUCCAACACAACAAUUUCAAUCAAAUCUAAUCAAUCAACCCAACUCAAAUUCAACUCCACCAUUACCAUCAAUAAAUAUCUAUAAUACAAAACCAAGUACAACUCCACCAACAACAAAUGUUUACAAUCCUCUUGCAAAUCAUCAACCUCUACUACCAACAACAGUACAAAGUCCACCUGCUCAACCAACCAUUCGUCCAAUGUAUCCUUCACCAGCAUCUGCUUAUCGUCCUCAAGUACAACAAACUCAGCCUAUGCCACCACCUACCUAUCCUCAAAUACCUAACCAAAAUGCUCCGCCACCUUCAUCUAACUAUCCGUAUCCGCAAUACAAUAACACUGGAACUACUCCGUAUGUACCAUCAACAUUUCCGGGACAACCACCACCGAUGCCUUAUCCCAUGGGUGGUAAUACAAAUGGUGCUAAUAAUCAACAAAUGAAUGGUCCUAUGUCUAACAACAACAAUAAUAAUAAUAAUUUAGUUGAUUUGCUCAAAAUAAAAAGUGUUAUUAGUCCAUUUGUUGAAGAACCACCAAUGACACCAUUAGUAAAUGAAGAAACGCAACAAAUGAGUUGUAGUCCUGAAGUAAUGAGAUGCAGUCUGAAUGUGAUUCCACAAACAAAAGAUUUACUCAACAAAAGUCGUCUUCCACUUGGCGUUCUCAUUCAUCCGUUUAAAGAUCUUGAAAGUUUAAGUGUCAUUCAAGGUACAAAAAUAGUUCGAUGUGAUGCAUGUAAAAGCUAUAUUAAUCCAUUUGUUACACUUCUUGACAAUACUCGAUGGCGUUGCAGUAUUUGUUUUCGUAAUAAUGAGCUACCACAAGAAUUUCUAUACGAUCCGGCGACAAAAACCUAUGGUGAUCCAAGUAGAAGACCAGAAGUUCGUUUUGGUACUGUUGAAUAUGCAGCUACAUCAGAUUAUAUGGCGCGACCACCACAACCCGCUAUGUAUUUAUUUUUACUUGAUGUAUCACAUAAUGCUAUUCAAACAGGCUAUCUUCAAUCAUUUUGUGAUGUUUUAUUUGAAAAUUUAAGUAAUUUACCAGGUGAUGCCCGUACAAAAAUCGGUUUUCUUGCUUAUGAUAGUCGGAUACAUUUCUAUGAUUUAUCCGAUAGUCAAAAUGGUACAUUUCGUAUUAUGGUCGCACCCGAUUUAGAAAAUGUCGAACAUAAAUUAGAUGAAAUUCUUCCUGUACCCGAUGGUUUAAUGGUAAUAUUGAGUGAAUGUCGACCGAUUGUUGAAGCAUUUCUGAAUGAAUUACCUAAAGUUUAUCAAAAUAAUCAUGAAACUGAUUCAGCAUUAGGCACUGCUCUUCUCAUAGCCGGAAAAUUACUUCAUGAGACAGGUGGUCGCAUAACAGUUGUGCAAACACGAAUACCAAACGUUAAUCCCGGUGCUUUAUGUGAACAAAUAGCUAAAGAACCGAAAUCGAUUGGACCAACGUCAGAUUUUUAUAAGAAACUUUCACUUGACUACGCAUCACAACAGAUCGCUUGUGAUCUAUUUCUUUUAAAUAGUCAUUAUAUUGAUUUAGCAACAUUGAGUGGUGUCUCGAAAUAUUCAGGCGGCGAAGUUAAAUACUAUCCAAGUUAUCAUUCUGUUCAAACGCCGUAUGAAGUUGAACGUUUUGAAAAUGAUUUAAGACGGUAUUUACAAAGAAAAAUUGGAUUCGAAGCUGUCAUGCGUUUACGAUCAGCACCAGGUGCUCUUGCAAUUCAAACGUUUCAUGGUAAUGGGUUUGUUCGAUCCGUUGAUUUACUUGUUUUACCAAAUAUCAAUCCGGAUGCAGCUUAUGGUAUGCAAGUGGCUAUUGAAGAUUCGUUAGCACAAUACACAUCAGUUACUUUUCAAAUAGCACUUCUUUAUACAUCAAGCAAAGGUGAAAGACGAAUUCGAGUACAUACACUUUCACUGCCUGUUAGUGCUAAUCUAAAUGAUAUAUGUGCAAAUGCAGAUCAAGAAGCGGUGGUUUCGUUAAUUGCAAAAAUGGCGGCUGAUCGAGCAUCGACAUCAUCGUUACACGAAGCGCGCGAAGCUUUGACUAAUGUGGCGUGUGAUGUUAUUAAAGCAACAAUGCCGAGCAAUGCAGCCAAUAGAGGAUUUUCGCUUGCUGUACCUAAUUCACUACGAUUGUUACCAUUAUAUAUGUUAAGCAUGAUUAAAUCGACGGCAUUUCGAGUUGGUAGUACAACAAAACUCGAUGAUCGAGCGUAUUAUAUAGAUUUAUGUAAAACAUUACCCACGCAAUAUUUAAUGCAAAUAUUCUAUCCGGAUCUAUAUCCAAUACAUACUAUUGAGGAAAGGAGCCAAAUAAUUCAAGAUGGUGACGAAGAACUUCAUGUACCUGAACGAGUUCAAUUAUCCUAUCAACAUAUUGAUUCACAUGGCGCUUAUAUUCUUGAUACAAGUGAAUAUAUUUAUAUUUAUAUCGGUAAAGCAGUCAGCGAUCAGUUCAUGCAAAGUGUUUUCAAUGUUCAAACAUUUUCCGCUUUACCAUUUGAUUCAUAUUCAUUACCAGAUUUAGAAAAUCAAUUAUCAUCAAAAAUUCAUAAUUUUCUAACUUAUCUUAUUCAAAGUCGUCCAAAUGGUACUGCAAUACAUAUAAUGAGAGAGGAUUCUUCCAAUCGAUAUUUAUUUACACGUUAUCUUGUGGACGAUAAAUCCGAAUCGACCAUGUCCUAUCAAGAAUAUUUACGUUAUAUUCGAGAACAGAUUACUAAAUGA